AUGAAUGAAGUGAGAGGCGAGGAGUCAAUAUUUCUUCGGAAAAUGGUGCUCGGCCGAUACCGUAUUGACCAAUGUUUCCCAUUAAUAAGUCAAAAUCGUGAAUCUCUUGAAUUUCAACAUCCCGAAAGCCAGCACGUUCUAAAUGCGCCUUGGUAUCGAUAUCUUCAUGCCACCGUCGGUGCAAACGAUUUCACUGUCGGAGGCUGUGGCAAAUCCGGCCUGACAUCUUUGAUAACCAACAGCAACUCUACCCACUCCCCACUCUUCAUGUUGCCGAUGUCAAGAAUUGUGGAUGCCUUUGACAGUGUAGAGGUGGCUAAUGCCGCCUCGACAAGCCAUGAGGCUCCCUUGGUAGUGGGUCUGUUGCGAUAUAGUCUGUCACAGUUGCGAACAAACUCGGACCGCAUAUCCCUGGACGUGCAUUAUGAAAUAUUAAUGAACCGGUGA
Messenger RNA from Histoplasma capsulatum G186AR, 447 nucleotides. RefSeq lists its product as uncharacterized. The transcript is spliced from 3 exons. The coding region runs from base 1 to 447 and encodes 148 amino acids. Lineage: Eukaryota; Fungi; Ascomycota; Eurotiomycetes; Onygenales; Ajellomycetaceae. The record is from RefSeq and is a predicted model, not a curated record.